Silurus meridionalis is the source of this 472-nucleotide messenger RNA. It is a transcript of the gene lhb, whose product is annotated as luteinizing hormone subunit beta. Gene Ontology annotation, biological process: G protein-coupled receptor signaling pathway. Gene Ontology annotation, molecular function: hormone activity. The coding region runs from base 1 to 423 and encodes 140 amino acids. The record is from RefSeq and is a predicted model, not a curated record. The transcript is spliced from 2 exons. NCBI's taxonomy places the organism in Eukaryota, Metazoa, Chordata, Actinopteri, Siluriformes, Siluridae. Gene Ontology annotation, cellular component: cytoplasm; extracellular region.
AUGUCGCUGCCAGCUUCCUCUUUUCUUCUUCUUUGUUUCUUUGUCGACUUCUUCUCCCCUGCUCAGAGUUACCUUCUGACACACUGCGAGCCUGUUAAUGAGACCGUUUCUGUCGAGAAAGAUGGCUGCCCGAAAUGCCUCGUGUUUCAGACCACGAUCUGCAGCGGACACUGUUUCACCAAGGAACCUGUGUACAAGAGCCCGUUCUCCUCCAUCUACCAGCACGUGUGCACCUACAGAGAUGUUCGUUAUGAGACCGUACGCCUGCCGGAUUGUCACCCCGGCGUGGAUCCCCACGUCACGUAUCCUGUCGCCCUGAGCUGCGAGUGCAGCCUGUGCACCAUGGACACCUCGGACUGCACCAUCGAGAGCCUGAAACCCGACUUCUGUAUGACACAGAAAGAGUUCAUCCUGGAUUACUGAACCUCUUCCAGUGUCCACAUCCAAACAUCUAACCAACGUUUUCUCCUCG